This is a messenger RNA of Peromyscus maniculatus bairdii (prairie deer mouse), 2838 nucleotides long. RefSeq lists its product as uncharacterized. Lineage: Eukaryota; Metazoa; Chordata; Mammalia; Rodentia; Cricetidae. The record is from RefSeq and is a predicted model, not a curated record.
GCUUGCUCCUUGCCAGUCAAGAAGCAGAGAGAAGGGGCAGGGAGGGGCACAGGGCCUGCUAUCCUCUUCAAUGUUGUGGAGGCCGGAAGCUCAGAAGCAAGUGCCAAAUGGCUCUGCUACAGGAAUAGGGUGCCCUCUGAGGUCACCUCAGUGACAGUGUCUCCAGGGACCUCUGCACCACACCAACUACCCAUGAGCCACUGCCUCCUGUGAACCCUGACCCAGACUGAAGCCACCCAACGUGUCACAGGACAUCACCCCAUGAUGACAACCAAGAACAUUGCCCCAGCCUCAAAGCCAGUGACCUACGUUCUGCUCCAGACAUCUUCAGAAGGCCCCAAAGCCACCAACAAAUCCUCCAAGACCAACAAGUCCAGGGGGUCCUUCCUCAAGACACCGGACUCGGUCAGAAAACUGUCCAAGCAGCUCCCAGGGAACUGUGAGAACUUCUUUCCUGAGGCUAAAAACGUCUACUGCCUAGACAUAUGUCCCUUUGUAGCAGGGAAGAUUCUGGACCCAGAGCCACAGCCACACAUCCCUAUCCCUGCGGCCACAGAAACCUAUAUCCCUGAAAAUGCCACAGCUAGGCUUCAACUGAUGGAUCAGGCAUAUGGGUUCAGAAAGAACAUCAACCCAGUCUUGUACCCUCCUAGGAAUGCACCCACUGUAUCAGCCAUGAAUACACCCUCUGCAGAUGCCAUGAAGGUAUCCUCUAUAUCAGUCAUGAAGGCAGCAUCCUCUGCAGAUGCCGUGAAGGUACCCUCUGCAUCAGUCAUGAAGACACCCUCUGCAGAUGUCAUGAAGGUACCCUCUAUAGUAAUUAUGAAGCCACCCUCUACAGAUGUCAUUAAAUAUGUAUCCUCUACAGAAAUUGUAAAGGCACCCCAUUUAGUGGCCUCAAAACAACUCUUUACAUGGGUGACAAAGCCAAGGACCAAGAACCAACCUAAGAAUCAAAAGAAGCAAGACAAGGAAAAACACUUACUCUCUCUUGACCUGGUGCUUGUCAACCGAAACCGCUUAACUCCAGCUAUCCAACAUUUACCUAUUCCAGAGGCCACAAAGGUCAUAAUCAGGAACCCAUGUAAUUUAUUGAACUACCAUCCAAUAAACAUCUGACUGCAGUUUCUGUCCCCUACAUUGAGGCCAGUGCUCCCAAGCUGCAUGGGUUGUGCACUGUGCAAGGUCAGCCCGCAUCUAUCUACAGGAGUGUUGCCAUGGAUCUGUGUCUUUGCUUUGACAGAUCCAGCAGAUGGCAGUAAUGUGUCUUGGAGAACCAGAGGCUUCUAAAGAUUAAAGAAAAACAUCAAAAGAGCUAGUGAUGUCCUGGAGCUGCAGCUCAGUUUGCAGAAUAAUUGUCUAAUAUGCAUGAAGCCCUGAGUUCAAGACCCAGAAACCACAUAAACUGCGAGAUGACAUGUGUCUGUAUUCACAGCAUUUGAGAGGCAAAAGGAGAAGAAUCAAAAGUUCAAGAUAAUCCUUGGCUACAUAAGAGUUUCUGAGGUCAACCAUGGUUCAAGGUGUGGUGAUAUAUUGUGUACCCUAAUAAACUUGCCUGGGGAUCAGGGGAUAGAGCCAGCCACUAGAUUAAACUCAAGGUUUGCCCUGCAGACCUGGUGACCUGAGUUCAAUCCCUGAAUCUUACAAAAAGGUAAAAGGGCAGUUGUCUUUGACACAUUAGCACACAUACGCCUCCACACACUGAGAUCCAAGCUCUGAAACCAGGAACAGAGAAGAGCCACAGGAGGCUGGGAGGUUGACAAGAAUGCAAAGCAUGAUAGACAGAUAAGACUAUCUUAUCUAUAAACCUUAUUUACCAGCACAUGGGCUACUAGGGAGGUACGCACCAGCACACAGCAGACCGACCUAUAGGCCACAUGGAGGUAGGUACACAGGUCUCCAGACAGGCAGACUGGCAAAGGAAUAUGACAGCUCUCCCCUCUAACCUAAAGGCCCUAUUUAUACAGACUCACACAAAAGUGGCAUGCUGUCAGAAAUAGUUAAAUAAAUAAAAGAUUAUAUCAGUUUUCCCAGACAUCAAAGGUCUGCCUUUUUUUUUUUUUUCCCAACUUGGUCCAUGCGGCAUAUCCAUAUCAGUAUCAUGUUGUCUAAACAUAGACUGGCUUCUACAGCCCUCUAUUCCCUACACAUACACACCAUACACAUACAAAGACAGUAAAUAAAGGCUAGUGGUGGCACUGGCAGAUGCUUUCCCUGAGUAGGAAUACGAUGCUCCAAGAAAGGUUGCAUCCCUACUCUGCCAGCACAACUGGCUACCCAUCCUAGACAAGGGGCUAAGUUCUGAGACUCCACUUGUUCAUGCGGAAAAUGGGGUAAUAGAUACCUCAUGGCGUGAUUGAGAGUGUGAAGUGAGAUAAGCCAUUGACCCCGGUGCUUACAUACAGAAGAUACUUAAGGACAAUUGUGGGAGGACAGCAGUGGACAGCUGUUUACCUCACAAACCAACAGAGGGAUGCCUCACCCCAACCUGUUGGCUAAUCUUGAUGGUCAGAUUGGGAAGCAAUUCAUAAAGUGUGCUUUUACCUGUGUCUGCAAGGGCUCUUCUAAAAAAGACUAAGGAAGAGGAAGAUCCAUCUAGAAUGGGCAGCACCAUCCUGUAGGCUGGGGGUUUGGGUGAAAUAAGAAGAAGAAGGCAGGAGCAUGCCGUCACGGGCAUUCUCUCUGUGUCUCUGUCCUUCUGACUCUCUAUCUUUCUGUCUCUGUCUUUCUGUCUUUCUGUCUCCUGCUUUGCCGUCAUGAUGGGAACUCUUCUGCCCUACCACUUCUUCCCACCAUGAAGACUGAACCUAUGAAAUAAUAAAUCCUUCUAUUGCCAUC